Molecule: messenger RNA, 132 nt
Organism: Dentiscutata heterogama
Lineage: Eukaryota; Fungi; Glomeromycota; Glomeromycetes; Diversisporales; Gigasporaceae
Source: the annotation of a GenBank genome assembly
GUAGAUUUAGUGGUUUCGGCUGAAGAGAGAGUUGGGGUGUUUGUAGAAGAGACUAGCUCUGUAGUUUCUGUCUCUGGGGCCAAUGCAAAGCUUUGGGCUAUACUAGGAGUUGGUGGUAGAUCUUGCAUAUAG